GGUGUUACAAUCUUUGGGCAAGAUUUCCAUCCUCCUUCCUCCCCCGAUGAUUGUGUGUGGGGAGUUAUCAAGAGAGGUUAUUAUAGGUUGGAAGACAAGGGUGGACGAGUGUUGAUUGAGGAGCUGGAACAGGUGGGGGCAAAGGAGCUAUUUGGUAGUAAAGGAAAAAGGAUAAGAGUACGUGAAUUUUGUGUAGAGGUGGAAGUCUUGACACCUGGAGGAGGUAGCACCAUCACUAGCUUUUUUGAAAUGAAAGGCAUGUCGAUGAGAGAAGGGGUGGUUAGAGGAUCAACCAUACCCUUCCAGGCGACCUCUAUCAUGAGGGAUGAACUGUUACCUUUAGACAUAAUUGGCGUAGUUGAAUAG
Molecule: messenger RNA, 366 nt
Organism: Dovyalis caffra
Lineage: Eukaryota; Viridiplantae; Streptophyta; Magnoliopsida; Malpighiales; Salicaceae
Source: the annotation of a GenBank genome assembly